AGGAAGUAACUUGUCAUUUCAGAGAAAACAAAACUGAUCUCUCUCUCUCUCUCUCUCGUUGCGAUUUCAGGAAAAUGGCCGAGGCCAGUAUUUCAGUAGCUCAAGACCAGUUCAUGUGUCCAGUGUGUCUGGAUCUCCUGAAGGAUCCGGUGGCUAUCCCCUGUGGUCACAGUUUCUGUAAGGUGUGUAUUAAUGGCUGCUGGGAUCAGGAGGAACAGAAGGGCGUCUACAGCUGUCCUCAGUGCAGAGACACUUUCACGACAAGGCCUGUUCUACGCAGAAACAACAUGCUGGAUGAAGUGGUGGAGAAACUGAAGAAGACUGAAGUCCAAGCUGCUUCUCCUGCUCACUGUUACGCUGGACCUGGAGAUGUGGAGUGUGAUUUCUGCACCAGGAGAAAACACAAAGCCGUCAAGUCCUGUCCGAUUUGUUUGACUUCAUUUUGUGAAAUUCAUCUGAAACCUCAUCUUGAAGUUCCUGCUUUGAAAAAACACACAUUAAUUGAAGCCUCAGCAAAACUCCAAGAGAAGAUCUGCUCUGAACAUAACAAGCUGAUUGAGAUCUACUGUCGUACUGAUCAAGCCUGGAUCUGUUAUCUGUGCAUGUUGGAGAAACAUAAAGACCAUGACGCUGUUUCAGUUGCAACAGAAAGAGCUGAAAAACAGAGUGAGUUAAAGGAGGAGCAGAUGAAAUCCCAGCAAAGAAUUCAGGAGAAGCAGAAGAAGGUGCAGGAGCUGAAACAGGCUGUGAACACUAUAAAGUUUUAG
This is a messenger RNA of Neoarius graeffei (lesser salmon catfish), 767 nucleotides long. Its product is annotated as E3 ubiquitin/ISG15 ligase TRIM25-like. The record is from RefSeq and is a predicted model, not a curated record. The coding region runs from base 75 to 767 and encodes 230 amino acids. Gene Ontology annotation, molecular function: zinc ion binding. The transcript has 3 exons. Lineage: Eukaryota; Metazoa; Chordata; Actinopteri; Siluriformes; Ariidae.